GAUUUCUGCAUAGUGCACCUUUUAAUUAUAUAACCUACCAUUGUUGUGUACAAAUGGUUGGAGAGGAGGAACAAGCCAUCCAUUAAUUACUUCCUCUCUCUGCAGAGCAUCCCUGAGUCUGGCCAGAAAGACUGGCAAAAUUACAGUAACUUUCCCAAAAUUCCCCGGUGUUCCAGAUAUCUUUCUUGCUAUAUUCCCGGAAUUACAAGCGGUUAAAGGAGAACAUACAGGGAAUCCUCCAGCCAGGCUUUCCAGAAAACCAGGGAGUUUUGUGAAAGUUACCGUAAUUUUUCAGCCCUACAGUAAUGAUGCAUUAUCCUUUGGUAUGGGGAAAUACAAUGUACCGGUCGGUAUAUGUUGUCUAGUCUGCUUCCAGAUCUGUUUGUGCUGUCUUGCCAACUCCUAUGGUCAUAGUUACUAAACAGCACAAACAGAUCUGGGAUCAGGCUAGAUUUUCUCAUGCACUACGUUUGACCGGAGCCAUGCGCCAUGGUCAAACAUAGUGCACUAAUUUAGGGAUUAGGGUGCAAUUUCAGACAUUGGAUUUAACAUUGGGAAAUAAUACCAUUGUUCUGUUAAGAUUAUGUACCUGCUGCUUCAAAAUCCAAAUCUCUUUACAUUCCAACUGGCACCCUGUGUGUAGUGCACUACUUUGACCAGAGCCCUAUGGCACCCUGUUCCCUAUGUAGUGCACUACUUUGACCAAGACCUAAAAAUAUGGAAUAGGGUGCCACUUGUGAUGGAGACUUUCUUUGUUAUUGAUGAAAUAGUCAGCAAAAGUGUCCACAUCACUCUAAUCCACAGCUCUGGUCCAAGGCGUUACGUUCAGUUUGCUAACACCGAGGCUCAGUGUCAACAAGCCACAUGUAACGCCCUGGACCAGAGCCAUCUAAUCUGCAGCUCUGAGUAGGAGUUGUCCUUAGGCACAGAUUUAGGAUCAGUUUACAGGCUCAGUCAAAUCCUAGACUUAAUAAUUUUGGGGAAGGACAAAACUGACCUUAGAUCAGUGGUUAGGACUAAUUCCUUCAGCUCCACCUACCUGGCUAGAGGCUGGACUAAUAAAAAUAUCCGGGUAGCGAACUCUCUCCCCCUCUCUCUCUCUCUCUCUCUCUCUCUCUUUCUAUCCACACUCUGUCUCUCCGUUUCUCAGUCAACUCUCCACCUCACCACCUACACAUUUCUGUCCAUCUGUCCAGUCCUCUUCUCCUCUCUUCUCUUCCUCCGUGUCAGGAUCAUGUUUCCUCUCACUCUCCUCGGCCUGCUGUUCAUCACCGCACAAACAGACGACAAGAAAAAGAAAGGAAAAAACCAGGCGACAACCAAAGAGGAAACUCCAUCGAAGUAUGAUUCCAUGUUCCAGAGAGGAGACCUGCUGGAGGUACCCCGGACGUUGUUCACUCACUUUGGGAUCUACCUGGGCGGUGGCCGGGUAGCUCACCUGAUACCUGACAUACUACCUGUGUUGUCAGAUGAUGAGGAGGCGAUCAGAGAGAUGGUCACCAAUAACAGACUGAUACUGGGGGUCAUCGCUAAGUGUGCCAGUGUGAGGGUGGACACCGUGGAAGACUUUGCCUACGGCUCAGAGAUUAUUGUGAACCCCAUGGAUAAGGUGUGCAGUCGCCCCCCACUGAAAGGAGAGGAAGUGGCUGACAGGGCAGAGAAGCUCCAGGGCUCCACAGCCUACAGCCUCCUGUGGUAUAACUGUGAACACUACGUCAUGUACUGUCGAUACGGCACCUGCAUGAGCUUCCAAACCUUCCAGUUCUGUAAGACAGUGAAGAAGUUCAUUCUGAGCCAGAAGAGUGCCAAGGUGACAGCGGUGUUAGGCCCAGUACUAGUGCUCUAUCUGGAGGUAGUGUCUCUCUACUCAGCCCUGGUCGUUGUCCUGGUUCCCUUCAUUAUCUGGAUGGCCUCUUAGACUCUUGGAGCGAAGGAAGGAAGGAAUGAAGAAGAAGGUUUUGAAGUAACGGAAUAUAAAACGACUGAAAAAAUACACAUUAUUUAACAAAAAUUCUUUGCAGUCCGUUAAAAGAAAAUGGACUUGAGCUGGACACUGUACAAAGAAGCAGUGAGUAGGGGAAUGUAGCCUACAAGAUGACCAGACAGACAUCGGGUUUCUUCAAUAACUAUUAACAAUACUUUUCCACUGCUUCAUAAGGCCUAGUAAUGAUGCCAAUACAUGUGUUUACACCCUGUGUUUUUAUUUUAAUUGAUUAAUUACAUAAGUGUGAAUGGUAUACUAUUUUUGACCUGCAUAACAGUGAAUUAUGUUACUAUAAAUACAAUUUAAAAAAAAAAAUGGUUA
This is a messenger RNA of Salmo salar (Atlantic salmon), 2305 nucleotides long. Its product is annotated as lecithin retinol acyltransferase. Gene Ontology annotation, biological process: vitamin A metabolic process; retinol metabolic process. The record is from RefSeq and is a predicted model, not a curated record. Gene Ontology annotation, molecular function: phosphatidylcholine-retinol O-acyltransferase activity. Lineage: Eukaryota; Metazoa; Chordata; Actinopteri; Salmoniformes; Salmonidae. Gene Ontology annotation, cellular component: rough endoplasmic reticulum.